Molecule: messenger RNA, 798 nt
Organism: Danio rerio (zebrafish)
Lineage: Eukaryota; Metazoa; Chordata; Actinopteri; Cypriniformes; Danionidae
Gene: med21
Product: mediator complex subunit 21
Cellular component (GO): nucleoplasm; mediator complex; nucleus
Source: RefSeq, marked provisional
AUUGAACGCGCUCGGCGGAAACGGAAACUGUGAAGAGGAGCCAACAUGGCCGACAGGCUAACGCAGCUUCAGGAUGCUGUGAACUCCCUGGCGGAUCAGUUCUGUAAUGCGAUUGGAGUUCUGCAGCAGUGCGCACCACCGGCCUCCUUCAGCAACAUCCAGACGGCCAUCAAUAAAGACCAGCCCUCAAACCCCACAGAAGAAUAUGCUCAGCUGUUUGCAGCGCUGAUAGCAAGAACAGCAAAAGAUGUUGAUGUGCUGAUCGACUCUCUGCCCAGUGAAGAAUCCACUGCAGCCUUGCAGGCCGCCAGUCUGCGACAGCUGGAAGAGGAGAACCAGGAAGCUGCAGCGCGUCUGGAGGAAGUGGUUUACAGAGGAGACGCCCUGCUGGAGAAGAUCCAGACGGCACUAGCAGACAUCGCCCAAUCACAGCUCCGCACCCGCAGCGGAGCCCCGAGUCAGCAAACACCUCCAGAAUCCUGACAGAAAAAAACCACAACAUGAACUAUAGUGUCGGGACACAGCAGGGAUUUUAUACGCAUCCUACAUCGACUGCAGGAGACUCACUGUUUCACAUCGGUUUCUGGACUAAAGAAAGCUGAUUUCCCAUCGCAUGUCUUUAUUGUGCGACCUCUGUUUUUUACCUUGUGUAAUGUUCAUCAGCGUGUUACUACCAUUAAUAGUCAGCUUCUGGGUAUGUUUUGUAAAUUAAAUGUUGUUUUUUUCCCUCACCAGCAUUAUGCUGAUACUCUUGUUUUGAAAGAAGUUAUGUUUAACAAAUAAAAAUAUAUUGUAUGA